Pezoporus occidentalis (night parrot) is the source of this 1184-nucleotide messenger RNA. It is a transcript of the gene TINCR, whose product is annotated as TINCR ubiquitin domain containing. The record is from RefSeq and is a predicted model, not a curated record. The coding region runs from base 199 to 462 and encodes 87 amino acids. Gene Ontology annotation, molecular function: protein binding. Lineage: Eukaryota; Metazoa; Chordata; Aves; Psittaciformes; Psittacidae. The transcript has 4 exons.
CAGCCAGCAGGCUCUCGGAGCCAGGUGAGCUCUUCCCUGGAAUGCGAAGCAUGCGGCGCGGCAACUGGGAGGAACAGGUUUGGCAGGAGACUUGAAGCUCUUCACAGCAGACAGCCUCUUCAGAGCCACAUCCCUGCUUUACCCACCUCCCAGCCCGAUGCUCCUCUCUGCCACACUGGCCCUGGUGAGCCGGAGAGGAUGGACACGCUGCGGAGGAGCCUUUCCCGCUGGAAGAGGUACCACAUUAAGGUGCACCUGGCCGAUGAGGACCUGAUGAUGCCCCUGACGGUCAAGCCCAGGGACACGGUGAUGGACCUGCGGGCUCACUUGGUGCGGGAGGGCGUCACUUCCUGGAAGAAGACGUUUUAUUACAACUCCAGGCAGCUCGAGGAGCACGAGACUCUCAAAGAAGCCAAUAUCCAGAAUGGCUCCGUCCUGCUUCUUGUCAGCAAUAAAAGAUAAUGCCAAAGAGCACAGCCAAAGCCAUGAGAGCUGGGGAGCGUGACAAGGGCUGAAGGGAAGCAGAUGGAAGAGAGCUUGGCCACGGAAAGGCAGCCCCAGCACCGGUAAGUCCCUCCCCGCACGCCGGCUCCAGGACUGUUCGGAAGCAGCUCCCAGUGUUUUCAGCAGUGAAUAAUGCCCAUGAAUAAGGAACCCAAACAGAACAACAAAUAACGUUUCCUCAUGCGCUCUCGGCUGCCAAAGGAGAAGUGUGGGCAAGACUGACUCAGCUCCCGAGGGCAGUGAAUCAGAGAGAAAUGCCCCUCAAAGGGCGACUUCUGCCUGGGUGAUGAAGCGAGAGGGAGCAGAGGUGGACUUUGCUUAGGGCCCGAGAUGGGGACUUUGGACAUGAGCCUCCUUCCGACCCUCCCGACGGGGAUUCCUCAGAGGAGCUGGGUUGGUUGCUGUCCUUCAACUGAUGGAUCUUAUCAUAUAGGAAAAAGAAGGAGGAAGGAAAGAAAGGCAAACCACGUGGAAACAGCCACAGGUACAGCAUAAAGAGAGGUGUGGACAAGGCCGAAGACCAAAGCUAAAAGGUGCUUGAGCUCCUGUCUGCAUGCCAGCCUCAGUGUAUUGCGAGAUGGAGACGCCUGCAACUUCGCACGCUGUACUAUGGAUGGGAUUUCUUCUUCAUCUUUGGGAUCCUGCUGUUGAUGGGGCAUCCCGGACAGGAUUACUGACAG